Monodelphis domestica (gray short-tailed opossum) is the source of this 8459-nucleotide messenger RNA. The record is from RefSeq and is a predicted model, not a curated record. Lineage: Eukaryota; Metazoa; Chordata; Mammalia; Didelphimorphia; Didelphidae.
UUGUACAUCUGGGGUGAUACCCAUCAGUUUCCGGGUUAGAUCCGCUUAUAAGUCAGGCCAGAAUCAGCCCUAGGAGGGGCCAUGGAGGUCAGGGGACGCCCCAGUGACCAGAGACCCCAGAGCUUACUCAGGCAGUUUAGCAGACUUUGAGGAGCUCAUUAUUCAGCCCCUCCCUGGAGCACCCCAGACACCCCAACUGGUGAAAGCCUGAUGAGGAGACGGUCCAGGCAGCCCUCAGCCCUUGUCACACACAGGGCGACUCGGGAAGUUUCCCUCUCAGGCCUGAAAACCCUCUUUACUCCCUUCACUCAGUCACCAAAUUUUGUGGAAGAGGAAGAAUUUCUUUAGGAUGCUUAAGGCAAAGGAAGUGCAACAAGCCGGAGACUAGAUGGCAUCUCGGAGCCGGGUCUGACAGAGAAAUAGUCAUUGUUCCUAAACUACAGGAAGUGGGGCUUUUCAGCUAUGGGGCUCUGCUAUUAGGAUCAAUACUGCACCGGAACCAUCCCUCCUCCGGCCCCUCAUUCAGGACCAGGACCAGGAUCAGCUGGUCAGCCUCAGUUUGAUCCUCCCUGAAAUGAGGAGGUCGCGCUUAGGGGCUUCUUGGGUCCCUUCUCAUGCUCGGUCUGUGUUCUCAGAAACGCUUCCGUGGUUCUUUCCAUAGCGGCCUCCUAUAUCACAGGAAGGAGGUCCAGGAGGAUCUAAGCUAACAGUACCAGAAAGGAAAGGAAACUAAAAAGACGCGGCUGCAGCCAGGGAGACUGGGAACGCUUGUGGCGUGGCCCCUCCUCCACCAACACUCCAAAAAUAACAGGAUCAGGAAGUAAGACACCAUUUCCCAGAAUGCCUCUGGCACGACAUUAUCUAGUUAGUGGCAGUCCCAUUGUAGAAGACUCCAUUUCCCAGAAUGCUUGUGGCACGACCGCAGUGGCAGUCCCAUUGUAGAAGACUCCAUUUCCCAGAAUGCCUGUGGCACGACCGCAGUGGCAGUCCCAUUGUAGAAGACUUCAUUUCCCUGAAUGCACGGGUCCUGACUUCACCCAAGUCAUGGCACCUCCUCCUACGGCAGUCUCUAGGCAUGCUGGGAAACUGGAAAGGUGCACAAAGAGGAAGUCUCCCCACCUUGGGCCUGCCACCCCCUGAAGGAUCACAGUGUGACCCAAGCAGAGACCCUGCAGCCAGAAGGAAUGGCCCCCAGGACCCCGAGGCCCCCUUCCCAGGGGUCAAUAACAUUCAAGGAUGUGGCUGUGGACUUUACCCAGGAGGAGUGGCGCCUGUUGGACCCGUCUCAGAAAGAGCUGUACAGGGAGGUGAUGCUGGAGAAUGUUCAGAAUCUACUCUCUGUGGAGGCAGAGACUUAUUUUGAAAUGAAAGAGAUGUCUACAAAGCUGAGCCUUUUUAUGGAAGGAUCUGAAGGAUCUGGCUCUCCAAGAGGCAUGAAUAAGAGUACCUAUGACUUCACUUUGAGAGAAAUCUGUGACUCUAAUAUCAAGGCAAAUCCAAAUCCAAAGAGUGACUGUGAAUUUGAUGAAAUUGAAGAGAAAUUCAGCCAACAUUCAAUCCUAAAUCAGUAUACAAAAUUGACCUCAGGAAAUGACUGUUGUUUGGAAAGUGAAUACACUAAAUGUUUUCCUGAAAAAGCAGUUUUUAACCAGUCCCAUGAGAAACCUCCUGAAAUGUCCAUGUAUCAAGAUAACCUAGGGAGAAUCGCCUAUCGCUUGAGUUUACACAUCAGAAGUCAUCCAAUGAGUCAACAUGUAGAGGUGCUUUCUAUAGGUAACAAAGGAGUGAGACCUUUCAGUCAGAACUGUGAGCUUGGUUCAUAUCAAAUAAUCCAGUCUGGAGAGAGAGCUUAUGAAUGUACAGAAUGUGGAAAGGCUUUCUCACUUAGGAGUGGUCUUGCUAGUCAUCAGAGAAUCCACACUGGAGAGAAACCUUAUAAAUGUACACACUGUGGAAAGGCUUUCACAUGUAGGGGCAAUCUUAUUACACAUCAGAGAAUCCACACUGGAGACAAACCUUAUGAAUGUAAAAACUGUGGAAAGGCUUUCAUACAGAGGAGUCAUCUUGCUAAGCAUCAAAGUAUCCACACUAGAGCGAAACCUUAUGAAUGUACACAAUGUGGAAAGGCUUUCACACACAGGGUCCAUCUUACUGAACAUCAAAACCUCCACCCUGGAGAGAAACCUUAUGAAUGUAUACAAUGUGGAAUGACUUUCACACAGAGGGGCACUCUUGCUAAGCAUCAGAGAAUUCACACUGGAGGCAAACCUUAUGAAUGUAAACAGUGUGGAAAGGCUUUCACACAGAGGGGCCCUCUUGCUAAGCAUGAAAGUAUCCACACUGGAGAGAGACCUUAUGAAUGUACAGAAUGUGGAAAAACUUUUAGACUGAGGGACUAUCUUACUGAACAUCAGAGAAUCCACACUGGAGAGAGACCUUAUAAAUGUAAACAGUGUGGAAAGGCUUUCACACAGAGGGGCUCUCUUGCUGCACAUCACAGAGUCCACACUGGAGAGAAACCUUAUGAGUGUACACAAUGUGGAAAGGCUUUCACAUGGAGGGGAGAUCUUGGAAAACAUAAGAGAAUCCACACUGGAGAGAAGCCUCAUGACUGUAAACAGUGUAAAGGUUUUCCCAGGGAGGGGCUAUCUUGCUGUACAUCAGAGAAUUCACUCUGGGAAGAAACCUUAUGAAUGUCAACAAUGCGGAAAGGCUUUCACACUGAGGGGCUCUCUUACUGCACAUCACAGAGUCCAUACUGGAGAGAAACCUUGUGAGUGUAAACAAUGUGGAAAGGCUUUCACAUGGAGUGGAGAUCUUGGAAAACAUCAGAGAAUCCACACUGGAGAAAAACCUUAUGAAUGUACACAAUGUGGAAAGGCUUUCCCAUGUAGGGGCCAACUUGCUGCACAUCAGAGAAUCCACACUAGAGAGAAACUUUAUGAAUGUAAUAAAUUCAGAUAGCCUUUCUCUUAAAACUCCACAGUUGGCUUCAUGUCACAAAAUCCCCACUGGAGAGAAACCUCACAAGUGAGGCUGAGCUUAUAGUUGCCACUCCUAGCUUAUUUAACAGAAGAGGAUCUGCACUAGAGAGAAACUUUAGGAAUAUGAUCAAUGUGAUAAGGCCUUUAAGCAAUAAUCAUCUUUUAUUCCCAAUUAAGAAUUCCUGAGUGAGAGGCGGCGGCUGAGGCUGAGGCGGCCAAAGAGCUGCACCAGCCUCGCUGUCCGCCCGCCUCCUCUCCCUCUCUCCCUUCCUGCUCCGGGUGGCCGCGGCGGCGGCGGCGGCAUUUAUUGGCGCUCUGAACGAGAGUCCGCACACACACAUGGGCAGGGUGGCCGUGGCCGCGGGAACUCGGGGCGCCAGCUCAGCCCCUUUCCGCCAGAGCCCUGGGGCCAGGAGGAGUACCCCCUACAGGUGGACGCCUCCCCGGGGCCCGUCCGCCCUGGGCGCCUCCGCAGCUCCAGUGGCCCAGGAGGCGGAGGCGAGGGGCGGCCGCUCCUCCUCCAGCCCUACUCCGGGCUCGAGGACCUGGCAACCAUGGGUCGGGGCUGAAAGGAGGAUCCGGGGCGCUGAGGGGGCGCCUGAGCCGUUCUUGGCGCGCCCCUUCCCCGCCAACACCCCGCCUGGCUUCCCGGCGAAUGGCUUUCAUGAUGAUGAAGAAGAAGUUCAAGUUUAAGGUGGACUUCGAGCUGGAGGAGCUCUCCUCAGUGCCCUCUGUCAAUGGAAUCUUCUGCAAGAUGCAGCUGCUGGACGGGGGCAGCUUCUGUGCCGAGUCUUCCAGAGAGGUGGUGCAAGCAAAUUGUGUUCACUGGAGAAAGAAGUUCUCAUUUAUGUGGAAAAUGAGUGCGAGUGCUGCUACAGGCAUUCUGGAUCCUUGCAUCUACAGGGUCUCUGUGAGGAAGGAAUUAAAAGGUGGAAAGGCUUAUGCAAAGCUGGGCUUUGCAGAUCUAAACCUAGCAGAGUUUGCUGGAUCAGGAAAUACCACUCGUCGCUGUUCACUAGAAGGUUAUGAUACCAAAAAUACAAGACAAGAUAAUUCUAUUCUUAAGGUCUUGAUAAGCAUGCAGCUCAUGUCUGGUGAUCCGUGUUUUAAAACACCUCCAUCCACAUCUAUGUAUAUACCGAUUGCUGGUGAAUCUGAAUCUCUACAUGAGGAUCAGAAGGGUGGAGAGACUCUCAAAAUCCAUCUUGGAUUGUCAGAUCUUUCGGCAAAGAGUGCUUCCGUUCCAGAUGAACUUGGUGCCUGUGGACACUCCAGAACAUCAAGCUAUGCAAGCCAGCAAUCAAAAGUAUCAGGUUAUAGUACAUGUCACUCCAGGUCAUCUAGUUUCCUUGACCUCUGCCACAAGAGAAAUGCUUCAGUGGGAAGUACAUCAACAAGAAUUGAAAGUAUCCUGGAGCCAAGUGAUGAUACUGAACCAAAAAUUGAUCUUAAUCCUGAUGUACCUAUUAAACAAGAUUCGGAUGAAUCAUCAGAAAAACUCAACAGGCACCCUGUGAAGCAAGAUUCUGUGGAAUCUCAACUAAAACGUGUUGAUGCUACCAGAGUGGAUGCCGAUGAUAUUGUUGAAAAAAUAUUGCAAAGUCAAGACUUCAGCUUGGACUCCAGUGCAGAAGAAGAAGGACUGAGGCUCUUUGUGGGUCCAGGAGGGAGUACGUCUUUUGGCAGUCAUCACCUUCCAAAUAGAGUGGGAUCUGGUGCAUAUGAGCAAGUCCUGAUCAAACGCUAACAUGGAGCUUUCCUGUGGAUUUCAGAGUUGAUCAUUGGGUUUCUUUCCCCAAACUCUUAUGAGAAAAUGCACAGAAGAUGAUGAAUUGGAUUCUUCUUUGAAAAGGAAAACGAACAUUGGUUUGUCUUGUUCAUCUCAAAGUGCCUCUUGUGCCAUGAAAGGACACUUCAGCAUGGUAGUACAAGGCAUCAUUACACACGAGGGCCGUGUGUGGGCAAAAGUUGCAAAUGCACAUAUUAGUGAAAUACUUGCUUUUUACCUAGAAAACAUCCUAUCUUGGGAAGGAGAAAAAGAAUGCUAUAUAUUUAUUUUAAGUGUCGUUUCUAUAUGUGCAUUCACAAUCAGUGAUAAUUACUAUAUUUGGAAUUUGGCUGUAAGAAGUUCCUCUUUUUAACUGACAAACAUUUGUGAAUCCACAAUUUAUAAAUUAUUCCUAUAUUAAUACAGUUUUUUUCAAGGAACUCUUCCUAUACACUACCUAUAAUAUCACUACCAAAUUGUCAUCACUUUUCCAGGCAGUACUUAAUUUAAAAUAUGGAUUUAUGCUUUUAGGGGAAAAAUGCUUCUCUGAUCUAAAAAUACCUUUUUGUUAUUAGGUCUAAAUUUAUCAAACAUAAAUAUGCCUUCAGUACUCAGGAACAGGUACAUAAAAAUUAAGUUAAGUAAUUAGGAUUGGCACCAUCAAAUGGAAUUCUUGUAUAAAAUAUUGCUCCUGUUUGCUAAUAGCUAUGGAAAAGCUAUGGGCACUGCCACUCUGGAAUUGUUUCCAAAUAAGCUUUUAAGUUUAACAUCCAAUAUAUUAGGUCACCAGAAGUCACCUUGACCCAGCCAGGAGUUAUCUCACGGAGUGAUGGAAUCUACUGUUUUAGGUACAAAAAUCUGUCAUCUCAGUGGAGCCUGGAUGGCCUUUGACCCUAAAGUUCAGCUCUAUGUGAGCCUAGAAAAUGAAUCCAACAUGGCACAGCAGAAAGCAAAACAGACCAGCUACUGCUCGGCAUUGAUGACACGAAUGUGUUUCUUCUAUCAGCUCUCUGUAGUCAGGUAUUAUUUUUCCUUAAAAUGCCCAAAGGUGCCUUGAGAAAAAAGAGGCUAAGGAGAACCACAUCAAAGAAUACAGAGACUAUGCAGCCAACUUCCACUUAAUUAUGGGAUAUGAGUCAUUUCUAAUGGGCACAGGGGGAGCAGUUGACACUGCAGUAUACAUGUUAGAACUUCACCUUUUUCAUUCUGGGUCAUUUAAUCACUGUAACAAAAUGUUAAUUCUUGAUGAGUAAUUCCGAGCCUCUUAACUCUCAGACCUGACAUGCUAUGUUCAAGAAAGGCAUUGCAUUAAAAUGUCUGGAAAUAGAAUUUUUUAGCAAAACUAUUUUCAUUAUUUAGUCUAAAUUAGAGAGCAAUUAUAAUAUUUAUUUAAAUGAAAGUCAUUUUUAAUAUUCAAGUUUUAUUUUUAACAUACUAUAUAGAGGUUUAGAACAGUUAUAAUAGCAAAUGUUGGGACUUAAGUGUUUUUCUGAUGUUCCAUUGUUUCAUAUAUGUAUUCUUUGGCGCAUUGCUAUUUUUAAAUGUAGGACUUGAGCUGGAGGGGGUUGGGGGUGGGAGAGGGUAGGCAGAUGGAACUAGGCUUGUGAUUUCAUUAGUUUAGGAAAUUCUUGGAAUCAAUAUUCAUCCUGCCAAAGCAUAUUAAAAUAAAGGAAAGGGAAUAUUUAUUGAAGAAUAGUUAGAAUGAUAACGGUUUGGGUUACCAGAAUCAUUAUUUAGAAAUUCUUUUGGAGAAGCAAUCAUUGAGAAUUAAUGAAAAGAAGCUUAUUUUAAAGGAGAUAAAGUUAUUUGCAAACACUUAAUACAGACUGCCCCAUAUAUUAUAGAAAUCAUUGUAACAAAUAAAGGACAAUUUUAAUAGAGAGCCAAAAAUAUUGUUUUAAAAAGAACUAUUUCUUAAUGGCAUGACACUGAGAAACAUAUUUUUCUAUUACCCAAAUAUUGUUUCUAGGUUAUAUUUUUUAUUGGAGUUACAAAUGUUGGCUUUCUUGUAUGAAGAUGAGAGCCAGAAUGUGUUUCCAUAGUGCAAUGCUAUUUUAAAAUAACAAUAGUGUGGAGAGAAAUGGAAAAACUAAAAAUCAUAUUUUUAUUUUAGGAAUAUAAUAGCUACCAGUAAAUCUUGCUCUUAGAACUGUCGAAUACAAAGUUGAAAAAAUGUUUUAGUGAAUAUAAGCAUUAAUUAGGAGAGGGAGAAAAGCACUUGUAAGGAAGUGCCUUUAGAAUAUGAAUUCAAUGACAGACUAUUACAUCAUUUUAUUUCUCUUUCAUCUUCCAUUAGUAUUGCAUUCAUGGAGUUUAAAAAAAAAACUUUCUCCAGUAUUGGUAUAAAUUUUGUAUUAUUUAAUGUUUUGAUUAAACAGCUGCAUUCCCUUUCUAGUUUUAUUCACCUAGGGCUCCAGUUGCCUCAGAACAUCAUAGUAGUCCAGUAUUUUUGAAGUCACAAGUCUAACUUUAUUCUAACUUACAAUUAGAAAAUCUAAUUAUAAGAAUUAUUUGCAGUUUUAAUAGAUUUUUAAGCAUUCAAGAAAAAUUCAAAUACUUAGAACCAAAGAAGUUUUAAAAAUCUGAAAGAGGGAAAUAAUGUUUUUCUUUUUUUCUGAUUCUGUCCCAAAGAAGAGUAUUAGGAUAUUCUUUUUUUUUUUUAAACCCUUACCUUCUGUCUUGGAGUCAAUACUGUGUAUUGGCUCCAAGGCAGAAGAGUGGUAAGGGCUAGGCCAUGGGGGUCAAGUGACUUGCCCAGGGUCACACAGCUGGGAAGUGUCUGAGGCCAGAUUUGAACCCAGGACCUCCCAUCUUUAGGCCUGGCUCUCAAUCCACUGAGCUAUCCAGCUGCCCCCUAGGAUAUUCUUAAGGAAUAUAAUUAUAUCUUAAAAUAUUGGGGCAAAGCAUCAGUAAAGAUGAGGGGAAAAACUAUAAGGAUAUGCUUCAGAGGAGUGUAUCUGUAGAUGUCAGUCUGAAUGCCCAUUUUCACAAGGCCAAGUAUGGUUCCCCCAAAUCAAAAGAUCUGAAAAAACACAUGGAAUACUCUUUCUAAUCCUAUUAAGAAUUCCUUUUGGAUAGAAAUCUUAUUCCUGUCAUGAAUGAAGAAAGAAAUUGAAAUCGAGAGUCCAGAGCUUGUUCAGUAUGAGUUUUUCUGUAGGAAGGCUUUCAGCCAGAGAUCAUCUCUUCAUAUCAGACAAUUCAUAGUGGAAAAAACCCUAAUGAAUAUGCUCAAGUUUAUGUGUUUUCCUUGGGAGGAGGAUAAUCAGUAUCAUUUGGAGAAAUGCAAAUGAUAACAAGUCUGAGGGACCAGCCCACAUCUAUUAGAUUUACAGAAAGGGAAAGUGAGAAAUGUUGGAAGAUUGAAAAAUAAAUGAACUUUUGGGGUUGUGAACUAAUCGAGCCAUUCUUGAGAGAUCAGUUUGGAACUGUGCCCAUAGAACGUUUAAAAACAAAAAGGAAUAGGACCUACAUAUAUAUUACAAAUACAAAACACUUCAAGUUGCUCUUUUUGAGGUGACAAAAAAAUUGGAAUUGAAGAAGAGAAUCAUCAUUUGGGCAAUGGCUGAGCAAAUAUGGUGGCAUAUGAUUGUAAUGGAAUCCUAUUAUUUUAUAUUUAAGGAGGAAAAGGUGGAGCUUAGAAAAACCUGAAAACACUUGAGAACUGAUGUAGACUAUUUAAUUUAAUAAAAAUUAUCCAUUUUACAUUU